GAAUAUUGGAUAUUGGCAAAGGAUAUUAAUUGGCAACGGACGUAAAACAGGCAAGACUACUAAAUCAGUACAAUAUUUGCUGAACAUUUGGUAAAUCUCAAACAAAAACAGUUUAGCAGAAGUUAAUAGGCACCAUUACCAUUAAUAGAUGAUUCUAGUAAAAGAGCCGAUAGAGAUAAUAAAAGGCCAUUAUCUAACAACCUUAACAAUGCCUAAACAGUAUGAAAUAUCCUUUGAGGUUUAUCUAACUUCAAUUUCAACCGAAAUUACAAACAUUAUUCAUUUCACAAAUGGAAUUGAUUGUUGUGAUUACGGAACAAGAAUUUCGUCCGUCUUUCUUUCAACUCGUGAAACCACGGUUGCAGAAAUUAAUACACCCGUGAACGGAAAUGGCAACUAUCAAAUCUUUACAAAGCCGUUAUCAUUGAUGAAAUGGACAAAGUUUACUUUGAAACAGUAUUUAAGUAAUGGAAACUACUUUUUUGCUGUCGAAAUUGAUGGGGGAACCGUUCAUACAGUGCAAAACAAUGACCCCCGAGUAUUUGAAAACAUUCAAAUCUAUGUCAGCGAUUCAUGGUAUGAUUCACAACCAGGAUACAUAAGAAACUUAUUUGUACCAAUUGCGGAUACAAACAGUUACUCGUUUUAUAGAGACGUAAUGAGCGAAGCCACGAUGGCAAUGUCGGAUGUUAUUAAGGUUCCCUUAACGAAUAUUUUCGGAGUUGACGUCAUGGAUGCUUAUUUCGAUCCUUCAAAUGAAGCUUAUGAUGCUGACACGUGUAUCUUUGCAUGCUUACAAAAGGGAAAAUGUUUUUCUUCAAGUUAUUCGCAAACUGGGCGAGUCUGCAUGUUAUAUGAUGUAAAUAUCAGAACCAAUCAAAGCUCUUUUAGCAGUAAUGUAGAUUGGGAUACUUACGUAUUAUGAAAUUUGCUUCAAACUACAUUUUAUGUAGUUACCUAGAGAUAUAACAUAUUAAGUACAAAAUAA
Messenger RNA from Hydra vulgaris (swiftwater hydra), 988 nucleotides. The record is from RefSeq and is a predicted model, not a curated record. Lineage: Eukaryota; Metazoa; Cnidaria; Hydrozoa; Anthoathecata; Hydridae.